Molecule: messenger RNA, 1299 nt
Organism: Raphanus sativus (radish)
Lineage: Eukaryota; Viridiplantae; Streptophyta; Magnoliopsida; Brassicales; Brassicaceae
Product: protein IRX15-LIKE
Exons: 1
Coding region: 129-1079 (316 amino acids)
Biological process (GO): xylan biosynthetic process
Source: RefSeq, a predicted model, not a curated record
AGUCUCUGAUAGGUUGUAGUUCAUAUAUUUGAUUUUUAAUACUUCCCAAACCCACUUUUAAAACAUAGUCAUUCCCUUCGUCUUCUUCCUCCACACUACAGAAUCAAAAGAAAAAAAAAAUAAAGAAAAUGAAAAGCGGAGGGAACACAAACACGAAGCUCAUACUUGUUCAUCCAUACAUUCAAAAACAAACAAGCUCAAACCGUCUAUGGCUUCUCGCUUUCGUCUCUCUCUUCACCAUCGCUUUCCUCCUCACUCUACUCUACACCACCGACACAAUCAUCUCUUCCAAAACCACCUCCGCCGUCUCCUCCGUCGUCAACUCAGCCGUCUCCAACCCUCCGACGACCUCUCAACUGCCGACGAGCGCCAUCAACGCCCUGCUCCACUACGCGUCGAGAUCCAACGACAGCUUCCACAUGUCACACGGAGAGAUGAAAUCGAUCUCCGACGUCCUCCGCCGCUGCGCUCCGCCGUGCAAUCUCCUCGUUUUCGGCCUGACGCACGAGACACUCCUCUGGAAGUCGCUGAACCACAACGGACGGACCGUGUACAUCGAGGAGAACCGUUACUACGCGGCCUACUUCGAAGAGAUCCACCCGGAGAUCGAAGUGUUCGACGUUCAGUACACGACCAAGGCUCGCGAGGCGCGCGAGCUCGUCUCCGCGGUCAAAGAGGCGGCGAGGAACGAGUGUCGUCCCGUGCAGAAUCUCCUCUUCUCCGACUGCAAACUCGGUCUCAACGAUCUGCCGAACCACGUCUACGAUCUCGACUGGGAUGUGAUCUUGGUCGACGGUCCGCGCGGCGACGGCGGAGAUGUGCCGGGAAGGAUGUCGUCGAUUUUCACGGCGGCGGUUCUCGCCCGGAGCAAAAGAUCCGGAGGGAAUCCCAAGACGCAUGUGUUCGUGCACGAUUAUUACAGGGAGAUCGAGAGACUUUGUGGCGAUGAGUUUCUUUGUCGGGAGAAUCUCGUGGAAUCUAACGACAUGCUUGCGCACUACGUGUUGGAGAGGAUGGAUAAGAACAGCACGCAGUUCUGUCGCGAUCGUAAGAAACGCACUGCUUCUCCGUCGCCUUGAGUAAAAUGUGCGCUAAAAUCUUGUGGAGACAAUCAACACAGAGGGACGGGUGGUGGACCCUGGUGGUUGACAACGUCAAUCACGGAGGAGUUUGAGUAAAAUAAAAACUUUUUUGCUUUGUGUCUUCAUAUCUUCUCUACUAGUAUUCCUACUGUAAUUUUCAACUCUUUGACCAUGUAAAAUUCAAUCAAUUAAAUCUUUACAAAAAAAAACUUUCACU